Corythoichthys intestinalis (scribbled pipefish) is the source of this 3221-nucleotide messenger RNA. RefSeq names its product heterogeneous nuclear ribonucleoprotein U-like protein 1. Gene Ontology annotation, cellular component: nucleoplasm. Gene Ontology annotation, molecular function: RNA binding; protein binding. The record is from RefSeq and is a predicted model, not a curated record. The coding region runs from base 130 to 2514 and encodes 794 amino acids. The transcript has 7 exons. Lineage: Eukaryota; Metazoa; Chordata; Actinopteri; Syngnathiformes; Syngnathidae.
UUCCGGUGUGCAGUCGCUGGUUGCGGCGCUAGUUGGCAGCGGUCGCUCUUUUUGUCAACUACGCUUUUUAUUGCCCGCGAGAACGCGUCGGAGCAGCAUUUGUCCCACACACACACGCCAAGCAACGCGAUGAGUUUCGACGUGAAGAAACUGAAAGUAAAUGAGUUGAAGAGUGAGCUGCAACGCCGAGGCCUGGACCCCCGAGGCCUGAAGGCGGACCUGGUGGAGCGGCUCAGGGUGGCGAUGGAGGAAGAAGCCCUGGCCGAGUCGCCCGGCGGAGGGGGCAAUGAACAGCAAGCUGACGAUGUGGUGGGGGACUACGACGACGACGACGACGGGGGAGUGUGCGAGGAUGGGGACGAAGAGCAAGGAAUGGCCUUUGGCGAAGGCGAUGGAAUGCUUGAGGAAGACGAAGGCAGAGAUUCGGGCGGCUACUACGAGGACGAAGAGGCCGAGCCCCCGGUUGACUGCGAUGCGUAUGAGACUCAGGCGACGCCAGAAUUAACUCACGGCGUGCCGGACUUCGGUGCUGACAACCCCGGAGCUGACGACCUCAACGAAGGGGUUAUCAAACUUGAAGACGAAGAAGAUGAAAAUGCAGACGUCAAGGACGAAGACAAAGAUGACGUCAAAAUGAACGUCGCCACCCAGGCCGGAGGCGACGCAGGGCGGGAUGCCCAUAAAGCGGAGCCCAAAAACGAGCAAGAUGGCGGCAGCGGGGGCGACCAAGUGAAGCCAGAGUCCGAAAAAGGCGGACACUACAGCCGAAAGCGACCACAUGAGGAGAACAGGGGCUAUAACUACUACGAGCACCGUGAGGAGAAGAGAUCGUGUUUCCUGCGGGGUUCCAGCGCGAGUUCGGAGUCUGAAGACGACUGCAGCGAUUCUGAACCCUUACCUACUGAGAGUUAUGAAGAAGUACAUCCAAUGAGCCACGAUAGUGAGUGGCGCCAAUCCAGUUGGCAACCGAGAAUGUUUCCCUUUGCUGCAAACCCCGGACUCCGGAGCGCUGCCGCCGAGCUGAUUUCCGACCAGCCAGCCGACUUUUUGGAACUCUUCCUCACGGACGAACUCCUCCAACACAUUGUGGAUAAGACAAACCAGAAUGCUCUCCAUUGUUAUAACACUGAGAGGCUGCUGAAUAAUAAACCUUUUGUGUUUAAACCGGUGGCAGUACCAGAACUGAAAGCUUUCCUAGGACUCAAUUUUGUCACCACUUAUGUCAAAAAACCCAACACCCAUUACUACUGGAGUGUGGAUGAGAUAGAGGCAACCCCCUUUUUCAGCCAGACCAUGGGAAGGAACAGAUAUCAUUUUAUAUGGAAGUACCUCUCUUACAACAAUCUCAUAUUCCAUGAUGACCCUGACGAAAUGUACAAAGUCCGCCCAGUGUUUGAUUAUAUUGUGGAGAAGUUCAGGGAGAUGUUUCAACCGGGGCAAAACAUUUGCAUUGACGAAGGUGUGAUGCUGUGGCGGGGCCGUGUAUGCUUCAAAGUGUGUAAUCCCAGAAGGCCUGCCAAACAUGGUAUCAAAUCUUACGUCCUUUGUGACUCCGCCACAGGGUAUUGCUUUAAUAUGCUGCCCUACGGCGGGGAAACUCAAACCACGUCGGAGAUAGUCUUCUCUCUCCUUGAUCGUCUGCCGGGUCUUGGUUAUACACUGUAUAUAGGGGAGUCUUUCAAUUCUGUAGCAAUGUGUGAGCUUUUACUGGGAGCGGAAACUAAUGUCUGUGGACCACUGAAGAAGAGUAAGGGGGAGAUCUUAAAGGGGUCGAAUGACUUGAAGGAAGGGGAAAAGAUUACCCGACACAAUAAUAGAAUGCUGUUGGUGGCGUUUCGAGAGAAAAAGUUGGUGACAAUGCUGACAACUUGCCACCAUGAUAAGAUGCUGAAAGCCUUGUUGCCGAAGGGACAGAAAUACAAGGAGCAGCAGAUCAGACCAGAGUGCGUUAUUGCGCAUAACGCCUUCAUGAAUGGGGUGGAUAAAUUGGAGCAAAAUGUUGAGUACUACCCCAUAGUCCAUAAGUCGAUGGACUGGUCCAAAAAGUUUGUGGCCUAUCUGUUUCAAAUAUGCAUGUUUAAUGCCUACGUACUCUACAAACUCAGGCACCCAGGAGAGUGUAAAAGCCUCUUGGAGUUUAUGCGCAGGGUAAUUAAAUCCUGGACUGUAACGCGACACGCAGGGGUGCAGUUAAAAAGGCAGAGAGAGGUGGUGGAAGUUGCCGUCGUGAAGAUUGAGGACGAUAGCAUCUCCGAGGAAGGCCCGCGGAAUGCUAAAAGGGCGCCGUAUAAGACUGACCCAGAAAGUAGGCUUGACGGACAGAUCGCCAAGCACAAACUCCAAUAUUUGAAGCCAACUAAAAUGCGUUUAAAACCAGCUAGGAGGUGUAGGGUGUGCACCCGUAGGGGCCUGCGCAAAGAUACCCGAAUGUGGUGCAUCUCAUGUCUUAUCCCCUUGCAUCCGGGAGACUGCUUUACUGAUUACCACACUAAGAUUAAUUAUUGUGAGAUUUGAGAAAAUGCAAACAAUAGAGCCCCUUUCAGAUUUAUAUCCAGCUCAAUUCCCAUGUGAUGUGAUGCCGGAUUUAUCCGUGUCAUGGCUUUCAGACAUGGGGAGAUGUACCGGGAAUUACCCGGGUUGGACACUUUGAGUUGUCCCGUGUUGGCGCUCACUGUGUGGGGAGGGCGGGGGAUGGGAUUUUAUAACCCGAACAUUACAUUUUUGGUCUGCAUCGGCAACAAAAUAAACCACACAGUUUCAAAGAUGGACUGUCUCUUCCUCGGCUUUAAGAUAAAGUAGCAAAUUUAGUUCAUUAUGUUUACAAUUUAAGUUUGCUAUUUUGCCAGUUUGCCAUGUUGAUAACUGCGUUGUUUACCGCUUUUCGUCUUGCUGCGAAGAAAGAGGAAAUGACGAUUGGCCCGCCAUGAUAUUUAUCAUCAGCCUUAACGCUGUCACCCGGGAAUUAACUGGGUGCUUUCAUACAUGCAGUGUCAUCUCUUUGUCAGUCGACCCGGGAAAUUGCUUUCAGACAUAAGGGCUACCCGCUUAAAUCCCGGUACUUAAUUGGAGUUCAGCGUAUGUCUGAAAGGGGCUUAGGUUAGCCACAGCUGUGUCUGAAUCCAUACGAAACUGAGAAUAGCUGAAAUGUCAAUGCAUAUUUUGCAAAAUGUAAAGCUUGUACAUAAUUUUGUUUUGUAAAUAAAGUUUCUCAGUAGAAGUCA